AUGGUUCUGGCAGAGCUGAGUACGCAAAUAACUCAAGCCUUUCGCAAAUUACACGCCACAACUGUAAUUAGUGAAGCGGUGAUUGAGGAGGUGAUUGGGGAUAUCGUAAGGGCGUUAUUGCUGGCAGAUGUCAACGUUAAGCUCGUCCACAAGCUCCGGGAGAAUGUCAAGAGGCUCAAUAAGAACAACGCAGACAUGAUCGGCGCAAACAAGCGCCGAUACCUGCAAAAGAUUGUGGUUGACGAGCUCGUCUCCAUGUUAACGACCGAAAAGAAGCCAUUCGAACCUAAAAAGGGAAGGCCUAACGUAAUCAUGUUUGUCGGACUCCAGGGUGCUGGAAAAACAACCAGCUGUACAAAGUUUGCCUAUCAUUAUCAGAGAAAGGGUUGGAGAACUGCCUUGAUUUGCGCUGAUACAUUUCGUGCGGGUGCCUUUGAUCAGCUUAAACAAAAUGCGGCCAAGGUCAAGAUUUCCUUCUUUGGAAGUUAUAGUGAAGCUAACCCUGCCAAGGUUGCCGCUGAUGGUGUGGCCCGUUUCAAGGCUGAAAAAUACGAUAUGAUCAUCGUCGAUACCUCGGGUCGUCACAAACAGGAGGAUGCACUAUUUGAAGAAAUGAAACUUAUCCAUGAUGCGGUACAACCAGACGAAGUUAUUUUUGUCAUGGACAGUCAUAUCGGACAGGCUUGCUAUGAUCAAGCCGCAGCAUUCAAUAAGGCGGUUGACGUCGGAUCCGUUAUCAUCACAAAGCUAGAUGGGCACGCCAAAGGUGGUGGAGCGCUAUCGGCAGUUGCUGCGACAAACUCUCCUAUAAUUUUCAUCGGUACAGGAGAGCAUUUUGAUGACUUUGAACAAUUUGAAGCAAAGUCUUUUAUAUCCCGGCUUUUGGGAUUUGGAGACAUAAACGGUCUCGUAAACACUCUAAAGGAUGUAAUGAAUUUGGACGAGAAACCCGAUUUAAUGGAACGCCUCGUAAACGCCAAAUUCACCAUUAGAGAUAUGUACGAUCAAUUUCAAAGUUUGCUAAAAAUGGGACCUGUGGGAAAGGUCAUGUCCAUGUUACCAGGAAUACCUCCCGAACUUUUAGCAGCAGGGAGGGAACAGGAAGGAGUGGCUAGAAUCAAGAGAUUUAUGAUCAUUAUGGACUCCAUGACUGACGAAGAGCUGGACUGCAUAAAGCCAGUCACAGAGAGCAGAGUCUUGAGAAUUGCCAAAGGGUCUGGAUCACACCCCGCCGAGGUUGUCAUGCUAGUGGAUCAACAUAAACUGUUACAAAAAAUGGUUGGAGGCAUGGGAAAAAUGGGUUUAACAAAAGAUACUGCAAUGCAGAAUAUGUUGAGGAAUCCAAACCAAAUGUUGAGCAAGAUGCAAAAUUUCCUAGACCCAAGACUGUUGCAACAAAUGGGAGGACCCGGUACAAUUAUGAAACUCAUGAAGGAGUUUUCACAAAAUGACGAAUUGGGUGCUUUUAUGAAGCAAGGAUUUAAGAGGUGA
Theileria equi strain WA is the source of this 1491-nucleotide messenger RNA. RefSeq names its product signal recognition particle 54kDa protein 2, putative. The transcript is spliced from 5 exons. Gene Ontology annotation, molecular function: ATP hydrolysis activity; endoplasmic reticulum signal sequence receptor activity; GTP binding. Gene Ontology annotation, cellular component: signal recognition particle, endoplasmic reticulum targeting; cytosol. Lineage: Eukaryota; Apicomplexa; Aconoidasida; Piroplasmida; Theileriidae. Gene Ontology annotation, biological process: SRP-dependent cotranslational protein targeting to membrane, translocation; SRP-dependent cotranslational protein targeting to membrane. The record is from RefSeq and is a predicted model, not a curated record. Bases 1 to 1491 code for a protein of 496 amino acids.